This is a messenger RNA of Alnus glutinosa, 1206 nucleotides long. Its product is annotated as ras-related protein Rab7. Bases 284 to 916 code for a protein of 210 amino acids. Gene Ontology annotation, molecular function: GTPase activity; GTP binding. Gene Ontology annotation, cellular component: vacuolar membrane. NCBI's taxonomy places the organism in Eukaryota, Viridiplantae, Streptophyta, Magnoliopsida, Fagales, Betulaceae. The record is from RefSeq and is a predicted model, not a curated record. The transcript is spliced from 7 exons.
AGAGGAAAAAAGCAGUCGUACCAAGAAAAGAUAGGGAGGAGAAGGAUCAAGAAAAGUCUCGAAAACGACCAUUCCUUCUCUUCCAUUGUCAUUAUAACUGUGAUCUUUCUUUUUCCAAACUUUCAUAAACAUCUCUCUCUCUCUCUCUCUCUCUCUCUCUCUCUAUAUAUAUAUAUAUAUAUAUAUGUACAUACUUUUAGAGAUAAAAACUUGAGAAAAUUAGCAGUUCAGAACGUUUUCUAUAUUGUGUGCGUGUGUUUUUUGGAAAGAACUUUGCGGUCUGAUGGACAUGUCUGCGAGAAAAAGAACCUUGCUAAAAGUAAUAGUCCUUGGUGAUAGUGGGGUGGGAAAGACAUCUUUGAUGAAUCAAUAUGUCUACAAGAAGUUCAUUCAACAAUAUAAAGCCACCAUUGGUGCUGAUUUUGUCACCAAAGAACUACAGAUUGACGACAAACAGGUCACUUUGCAGAUUUGGGACACAGCAGGGCAGGAAAGGUUUCAAAGUCUUGGGGCUGCAUUUUAUCGAGGGGCGGAAUGUUGUGUUCUUGUAUAUGAUGUAAAUGUUCUCAAAUCAUUUGAGACACUGAACACUUGGCGUGAAGAGUUUCUCAAACAGGCUGAUCCGGCAGAACCUGAAGCAUUUCCCUUUGUAUUACUUGGAAAUAAGAUUGACAAAGAUGGUGGAAACAGCCGAGUGGUUUCAGAGAAGCAAGCCAAGGAAUGGUGUGCUGCCAGAGGAAAUAUGGCUUACUUUGAGACCUCGGCAAAAGAGGGCUACAAUGUUGAUGAAGCAUUUCUCUGUGUUGCAAGAACUGCACUAGCUAAUGAACAAGGAUGUGAUCUGGACAAUACUUACUUCCAGGGUAUCUCAGAAUCUCUAUCAGGUAUUGAACAGAAAGGAUUUUGUGCAUGCUAAAGUUGGUUUUCAAGGAUUGCAUGUAUCUAUUUCAAGCUUUUGGGGUUGCUAUAAUUCUUUGAUUAAUUUUCGGGUGGUAGGAGGAGGAAUUUGAUCCUUUUCAUGUAUUCUCGCAUUCAUGAAUAUAGUUGUAAGGUGUCCAUUUUGCUACUUCAGAGACAAAGCAAUCAAGUUGGUGUGACAUAAAACCUGCAAAAUCCAGUACUCAAUAUGCAUUAAAGCAUAUUUGUCUGCAAGGUCUGAAUUAAUUCAGUACAUUUUGAAUGACAUUUUACACAUUUUGCUGGCUA